Molecule: messenger RNA, 2695 nt
Organism: Solanum lycopersicum (tomato)
Lineage: Eukaryota; Viridiplantae; Streptophyta; Magnoliopsida; Solanales; Solanaceae
Product: 5-methyltetrahydropteroyltriglutamate--homocysteine methyltransferase
Molecular function (GO): 5-methyltetrahydropteroyltriglutamate-homocysteine S-methyltransferase activity; zinc ion binding
Source: RefSeq, a predicted model, not a curated record
AAAUCUUGAAAAGUGGACAUGUUAACUGUUGCUAAGAAAUUGAGUUCAAUAUAUAUGAGACUAGUUUUGCCUACACCUUCUUCAUCGACUUUUUUAUCAUUUGGUUCAUCAGUUUCUGUUUUCUCACCGCCUCGUGGCACCCAAUUCUUGCGUUUAAAUUUUCGAUUCAGAACGAUGGCGUCUCAUGUUGUUGGAUAUCCUCGUAUGGGGCCCAAGAGAGAGCUUAAGUUUGCGUUGGAAUCAUUUUGGGAUGGGAAGAGCAAUUCUGAGGAUUUGGAGAAAGUGGCAGCUGAUCUUAGGUUAUCUAUUUGGAAGCAGAUGGCUGAUGCUGGCAUUAAAUAUAUUCCAAGCAACACCUUCUCGUAUUAUGACCAAGUUUUGGACACAACUGCUAUGCUAGGUGCAGUUCCACCAAGAUACGGUUGGAAUGGUGGUGAGAUUGGUUUUGAUGUCUACUUCCCAAUGGCUAGGGGAAACGCCUCUGUACCUGCCAUGGAAAUGACAAAAUGGUUUGACACCAACUACCACUAUAUUGUUCCUGAAUUAGGUCCAGAUGUUAAGUUUUCCUAUGCGUCUCACAAGGCAGUUAGUGAAUAUAAGGAAGCUAAAUCUCUCGGCAUUGACACAGUCCCUGUCCUCGUAGGUCCAGUUUCCUUCCUCUUGUUAUCAAAAGCAGCAAAAGGUGUUGAAAAGUCGUUUCCUCUUCUAUCACUGAUUGAAAAGAUUCUUCCAGUUUACAAGGAAGUCAUUGCUGAACUGAAGGCAGCUGGUGCUAGUUGGAUUCAGUUUGAUGAGCCUACUCUUGUUAAGGAUCUUGAUUCUCAUCAAUUGCAAGCAUUUUCUCAUGCCUACUCAGAAUUAGAGUCACCGCUUUCCGGAUUAAAUGUCCUCAUUGAGACAUAUUUUGCUGAUGUUCCUGCUGAAGCUUUCAAAACAGUGACUUCUUUAAAAUGUGUUACUGCACUGGGGUUUGAUCUAGUUCGUGGAUCAAAGAAUCUUGAUUUGAUCAAGAGUGGUUUUCCUUCAGAAAAGUAUCUAUUUGCUGGAGUAGUUGAUGGGAGGAAUAUUUGGGCUAAUGAUCUUGCUGCUUCUCUCAGUACCUUGCAAGCUCUUGAGAACGUGGUCGGAAAAGACAAGCUUGUGGUCUCCACCUCUUGCUCGCUUCUCCACACUGCAGUUGAUUUAGUGAAUGAAACUAAGUUGGAUGAAGAAAUUAAGUCAUGGCUUGCAUUUGCUGCACAAAAAUUGGUUGAAGUUAACGCGUUGGCAAAGGCGUUGGCUGGACAAAAAGACGAGGCAUUCUUCUCUGCUAAUGCUGCAGCUCGUACGUCCAGAAAAUCCUCUCCCAGAGUGACCAACGGGGCUGUGCAGAAGGCUGCUGCUGCGUUGAAGGGCUCUGAUCAUCGCAGAGCGACAACUGUAAGUGCGAGGUUGGAAGCUCAACAGAAGAAGCUGAGUCUUCCAUCUCUUCCAACCACUACCAUCGGUUCUUUCCCUCAGACAUUGGAGCUUAGAAAAGUUCGACGAGAGUACAAGGCUAACAAGAUCUCGGAGGAAGAUUAUGUCAAAUAUAUUACGGAGGAAAUCAGCAAAGUAGUCAAACUCCAGGAGGAUCUAGACAUUGAUGUUCUUGUGCACGGAGAGCCAGAGAGAAACGAUAUGGUCGAGUAUUUUGGGGAGCAAUUAUCUGGUUUUGCUUUUACAGCCAAUGGAUGGGUUCAAUCUUAUGGAUCUCGCUGUGUUAAGCCACCAAUAAUCUACGGUGAUGUCAGUCGCCCAAAACCAAUGACUGUCUUCUGGUCUUCACGAGCACAGAGCAUGAGCAAGCGUCCAAUGAAGGGAAUGCUUACAGGACCUGUUACCAUUUUAAAUUGGUCUUUUGUUAGAGAUGACCAGCCAAGAUUUGAGACUUGCUACCAAAUAGCUUUGGCUAUUAAGGAUGAGGUUGAAGAUCUCGAGAAGGCUGGCAUUAAUGUCAUUCAGAUUGAUGAAGCUGCUUUAAGAGAGGGUUUACCUCUUAGAAAAUCCGAGGAAGCUUUCUACUUGAACUGGGCUGUACAUUCAUUCAGGAUUACCAACUGUGGUGUUCAAGACACUACCCAGAUUCACACUCACAUGUGCUAUUCAAACUUCAACGACAUCAUCCAUUCAAUUAUCGACAUGGAUGCUGACGUUAUCACCAUCGAGAACUCCAGGUCUGACGAGAAACUUCUUUCUGUGUUCCGCGAGGGAGUGAAGUAUGGUGCUGGCAUUGGCCCCGGAGUAUACGACAUCCAUUCACAAAGGAUUCCAUCAACAGAAGAAAUAGCUGACAGAAUCAGCAAGAUGCUUGCAGUCCUUGAUACCAACAUCCUCUGGGUUAACCCCGACUGUGGCCUCAAAACGCGCAAGUAUACUGAAGUUAAGCCUGCACUCAGCAACAUGGUAGCAGCUGCUAAGCUUCUCCGCAACCAGUUGGCCAGCACGAAGUGAGCUUGACUUACCAUAGUUGAUACAACGUGACGUUUGAAAUUGCCAUGGCUGUUUGUUGCAGAGAAAUAAUAUGUAGGUUUCUGAGUUACUAGCCAAAUUAUCUGAGGUUUGCUAUUUAGCUCCUUUUUUCAUCAUUGCUUCUUGUAUUUACCCUAAUAGAAGUAAGAAAAAUAAAUUUCACAAGUGACAUUCGGUUUUGAUGGUGCCCUCCCACCGUUCGACA